UCAAGCAGACAGGUAGGUCUGUUGACUCUCGUCGUUAAGUUUGACGUGGAGCUUGUUGAGGGGAUCGGUCAGGUCGGCAAUUUGGAGGCCUGGAGGGGUAGGAUUGGAACUUGACCUAGCGUGCGAAUGUACGGACAGGGACAUGGAGGUAACAUUGCAGGAACCCAGUAGGGAUAUUCGUGUAAGUCGGAGAGGUCCAUGUCCGGCAGGUUAGCAACAGGCAUAAUGAUGGCAGCAGGCCGUACCUCGGGUCGUUUGGAGUCCCGAUUCGUUGGUUUUGGGUACACUUAAAGCCUGCAAUGCUCCUGCCAAAAGGAGAAGGCAGGUAGGCCCAGUUAUAGUUAGGAGCUGCUUUUUCUUUGUCUUUUCCGCGUAGGCAUAGCGAGAGGUGAGUGUAGUCGGCUUCUGGACUUCGAGAUAUAUGAGGAGAAACUGCCAAGUACAUUCCAGUGAUUUGCCCAGUGGCAAGGCUGCUGCUCCGCCAUGAAAAAGAACUGGCGGAGCAUGAGGAAGCUGGAGAAGGGGCUAGAGGUUGAAGAAGAAGGCGGCCAUGGUGAUGGUGAUGGGCGUAUUAGUGAGGAAGGAGAGGUAGUUGGCUAUGGGGGAGUAGAAGGGGAGCCCACGUUGGUCCAUGGACGGGAGCAGCACGCGUUGGCGGGCUACAUUCUGAAUUGUGGAAUGUUUGCAAAGUUUCUCAUGACGAGGUGGACGCGGGAUGAUGAUGAUGAUGACGAUGAUGAUGAUUAUGAUGAUGGUGAUUAUGAUGAUGAUGAUCAGGAUGAUGAUGAUUAUGAUGAUGGUGAUGAUGAUGAUGCUGAUUAUGAUGACGAUUAUGAUGAUGAGGAGGAGGAGGAGGAGGAGAAAGCGGACGUAGAAUGAUGAUGAUGAUGACGAUGAUGCCGAGUGUCUGGAGCAAGAACAGAGCUCGCCUCUCCCCAACCCACGCCGUCUGAUUGUCAAGCCUUUCUCUCUCACACCCACAACCCACCCACGCACACACAUACACACACGUGUGCUGGUUUUUUUUUUUUUUUUUUUUCCCGGCGCUCCUGUGAAGACCAACCAAAGUGGCCAUGCAUUAGGCUCCUCUGUUUUUGUUUUUUUUUUUCUUCUGAGCCUUAGCUUCGAAGUGCUUGAGUUCAAUGUGGUAGACUUUUCGUUCAAGACCUGACCCCAGUUCCAAGGAACCGGAUUCGUGUUUUUUAUUUUAAUCGGUCUACCCGUGCUUUUCUCCCUGCAUCGCUGUUCUGACGAGAAGUGUGUCAGAUGUGGCGGCCUAUGCGGAAGAAGAGAAUGAAUUUUUUCGUUUGAG
This is a messenger RNA of Chara braunii, 1312 nucleotides long. The record is from the annotation of a GenBank genome assembly. Lineage: Eukaryota; Viridiplantae; Streptophyta; Charophyceae; Charales; Characeae.